AUGACGUUUGUCAAUGAUAGCGUGAAUGAUAACGGCAAUCAGAAUAUAGAAAAUAUUAUCAACAUUCAUGAAGAAGUUGAAGUUGAUAAGAAUCAUUCAAGUGAGCCAACUACAAUGAAUGAAACAUUAGCAUUGUUGUUAGAAAUGGAAGAUCAGUUGAAUAAAAUAGACAGGGAUUUGGAGAAGAGUGAAAAAAGUUCUAUGAACGAACAAGUUGCGAGAGAAACAUUAAAUAGGCCUCCUCCAUAUUACUCACUGACCAGUCCAUGUUUACCACCUACUAGCCCUCAAGAAGAAGACUGGUCUCUAGAACUACCACCAUCUUUUGAUGGACAUCCACCAUAUCCAGCUGGUUUGUACACUUUUUGA
Molecule: messenger RNA, 369 nt
Organism: Thelazia callipaeda (thelaziosis nematode)
Lineage: Eukaryota; Metazoa; Nematoda; Chromadorea; Rhabditida; Thelaziidae
Source: the annotation of a GenBank genome assembly